UGAAGGUUCUGUAAUCACAACUGCAGGUCCAAUAACUGCUGGUCCAACAACUGCAGGUCCUGUGACUACAGGUCAAAUAACUUCAGACCCUGGAAUCACAACUACAGGUACAACUACACACCCAGCAACUGGAGGUCCAGUGACUGCAGGCCCAACAACUAGAGGACCCGGAUUCCCAAGUGCAGAUCCAACAAAUCCCACAACUCUUGGUCAAACAUCUGCAGGCCUGGUAACUACAAGUCUAACACACCUGACAACUGGAGGUCCAACAGAUGCAGGUCCAACUACAUUAGUUGUAACAAGUGCAACUACAACUACAAGUUCAAUAGGUCCAACAGAUCCUUCAAGUACCCCAAGAGCAGGUCCAACGCAGCCACUAAAUGAAGGUCCGACUGGUCAGACUGCAGGCCCUACAACUCCAGUCCUUGCAAGUCCUACAACUGUACGUCCAACAGAGCUUACAAGUGCAGGUCUGAAUAGUUCCACAACUGCAGGUCCACCAAAUCUUACAGCUGUGAGCCAAACAACUGGAGGCCUAACAACUGCAAUCAUGCGGCAAUCAACAACGCAUUCAAUUGGAACUACAUCUGCAGAUCCAACAGUUGUUUUAUCCACCACUGGAGAUGGAGCACUGCAGUGUUUGUUCUGCGUUGAUGCACAGUGUUCAACUGAGGAAUCUUCCUUCUGUGGUUUAAAUAUGAUGUGUUUUACAGCUUCCAUUUUAGAAUCUUCAUCCGGAGACUCAGCAAAUGUGACAAUCUCAAAGGGGUGUGGACUCGCAAACCUAUGUCCAACCCCAGGCAAUAGGACAUUCUCAGACAACAAUGGUUCAGUUAUAUCUGCGAGGUGCUGUGACACUGAUAACUGCAACUCAGAGAAUAUAACUGCUCCCAGAGUAUCCUCACAGCUUCAGCCAGAGGGUCUUCAGUGCUACACUUGUUUUCCUGCGAAUCAGUGCAAUUCGAUUUUGCAGUGUCGAGCAGAGGAGGAUAUGUGCUUUCGGGAAAAUGUGACAUUUGAUUCUGUCACUUAUGAAACUGCUGGUUGCACAUCUUCAAACCUGUGUCAAGCUUCACCUAACCCUGGGACUCAACCGACUACGCAAAGCCUUACCUUCAUGAGAGGAGAACCAGAGUGCUGCAACACCAGUUUGUGCAACUUUAUAUCAACUCCUGUGCGUCCAACGAACCAACCUCCUUCAUUUGCUACAAGUUCAACAUCACCUGCCACAAACAACAUAACAGGAACACCACUGCCAAUGACUAGUAGUGAAGCAACAACAUCAGGCCCAAGAUCAUCUGCAUAUUUAGGAAUGCAGUUAAAACUGACCUCCAUCGAAAGCCUCAGCGAUGCAUCUGUGACUGAAAUCAUUGACCAGUAUUUUGCUCAAGUCCUGGGUGACAUCCCACACGCAGUGAAUGUUAGGAAGAUUCAAAGAAUGUGACCGACCAACCAAUGACCCUUCAGGGACCAAGUUGACAGAAGCAACCCAACGAUAAAGCAUGACGACAGUAAGGACGUGCUGGCUGAUUUGAGAUCAUUUAUUUAAAUAAUUUUAGAAACAAGUUUUUUUUUCUUUUCAGUUUGAUCUCAUUAAAUGUUAUAAUGUUCAACCUAAAUCCUCAGACCAACUCAUAGCCUUCAUCUUGUGAUGUUUUCAAACUGAAUGCAUAUAUGUGUUUUUAUUUAGUCAAACAGCGGGUAACUGUUGUCUGAUUUUAUCAUUUGUUCUCAUUGUUGGAGCAGGCUUGAGUGUCAGAUUGCUUCAAAAUAAUAAUAAAAA
Molecule: messenger RNA, 1783 nt
Organism: Salarias fasciatus (jewelled blenny)
Lineage: Eukaryota; Metazoa; Chordata; Actinopteri; Blenniiformes; Blenniidae
Product: ly6/PLAUR domain-containing protein 3-like
Exons: 7
Coding region: 551-1444 (297 amino acids)
Source: RefSeq, a predicted model, not a curated record